Puma concolor (puma) is the source of this 2127-nucleotide messenger RNA. The record is from RefSeq and is a predicted model, not a curated record. NCBI's taxonomy places the organism in Eukaryota, Metazoa, Chordata, Mammalia, Carnivora, Felidae.
AUGAAUAACCAGACUGCAGGCCUCAUCUCAUGGGGGAAGGUGGAUAAGAAGCAAGCUGCCUUCAUCCCCAUCCUCAGCUUUUCAGCCCUCAGGACCUUCCCAGGGGGCCCCAGGCCCACCCAUGUAGCUCCCACUCCUGCAGAUAGCCCCAGACAGCAGAGUUUGUGGUUGCAGGAGGCCGUUGUGUUUGAGGACGUGGCCGUGUACUUCACGAGAAUAGAGUGGAGUUGCCUGGCCCCCGACCAGCGGGCACUGUACAGGGACGUGAUGCUGGAGAACUACGGGCACGUGGCCUCACUGGGCUUUGUCGUUGCCAAACCAGCGCUGAUCUCCCUCUUGGAACAAGGGGAGGAGCCAGGGGCUUUGAUUCUGCAGGUGGCUGAGGAGCAAGGGACUGUGGCCAACCUGUGCCCAGAUUCUAGGAUGGAGGCCGGGGUCAAGGAGUCUUCUCCAGGGAGAGUGUCUUCUAAGCAGUUAGGACUGUUGGGCACAGUUUGGGGGCGCCUCCCUGAGGAGAGGAAUGGCCGUCCUAAAGAUGGGUCAGAUAAAGGACAACUCGACCCCCAGGCAGGCGGCCUUGGUGGGGAACUUAGCACGUCCCUGGGGACCCUGGAGGCAAAACAGCCAGGCUUGGGCCCUGCAGAGGCUGCUGGGGACAGAGUGUACAGGUGUGCUUGCGGCAAGGCGUUCAAGUACAACUCGCUGCUGCUCAGGCACCAGGUCAUCCACACGGGGGCCAAGCCCUACCAGUGCACCGAGUGUGGCAAGGCCUUCAAGCAGAGCUCCAUCCUCCUGAGACACCAGCUCAUCCACACUGAGGAGAAACCCUACCAGUGCAGCGAGAAGACCUUCGCCAAGGAGGGUGCCCAGGGACGUGGCGAGCCGGAGGGCAUUGGCGGGAAACCUCGAAGUAACUGCCAUGGAGAGAAGCCGUAUGAAUGUGAGGAAUGUGGGAAAGUCUUCAGGUUGUGCUCGCAGCUUAAUCAGCAUCAGAGAAUCCACACUGGAGAGAAGCCAUUCAAAUGCAUUGAGUGUGGAAAAGCUUUUCGUCUGAGCUCAAAACUUAUUCAGCAUCAAAGAAUUCAUACUGGAGAGAAGCCUUACAGGUGUGAGGAGUGUGGAAAGGCCUUUGGUCAGAGCUCCAGCCUCAUCCACCACCAGAGGGUCCACACGGGAGAGAGGCCCUAUGGCUGUCGGGAGUGUGGGAAGGCCUUCAGCCAACAGUCUCAGCUGGUCAGACACCAGAGGACCCACACUGGAGAGAGGCCCUACCAGUGCCAGGAGUGUGGGAAGGCCUUUAGCCAGAGCUCAACCCUGGCUCAACACCAGCGGAUGCAUGCCGGGGAGAAGCCUCAACUUCCAAGAAGCCCAGGUAGUCCCAGCCACAUUGCCCAUCAGAGAAUUCACACUACAGAGAAACCGUUUAAGUGUGAUGAGUGUGGGAAGGCCUUCAGGUGGGUGUCUCGCCUUAGUCAGCAUCAGCUGACCCACACUGGAGAGAAACCUUAUAAAUGCAACAAGUGUGCAAAAGCCUUUGGUUGUAGCUCACGGCUUAUUCGCCACCAGCGAACUCACACUGGAGAAAAACCAUUCAAGUGUGAUGAGUGUGGGAAAGGCUUUGUCCAGGGCUCACACCUAAUUCAGCACCAGAGAAUUCACACUGGAGAGAAACCCUACGAGUGUAGUGACUGUGGAAAAGCCUUCAGCCAGAGUUCAAGUCUCAUUUACCAUCAGAGAAUCCAUAAGGGAGAGAAGCCCUACGAGUGUGUCGAAUGUGGAAAGGCUUUCAGUAUGAGCACACAGCUCACAAUACAUCAAAGGGUCCACACUGGGGAGAGACCCUAUAAGUGUACUGAAUGUGGGAAGGCCUUCAGUCAAAACUCAACCCUUUUCCAACACCAGAUAAUUCAUGCAGGAGUGAAGCCGUAUGGAUGUAGUGAGUGUGGGAAAGCCUUCAGCCGGAGUUCCUAUCUUAUUGAGCACCAGAGGAUCCACACUCGUGCCCAGUGGUAUCAUGAAUAUGGGAAUACCCUGGAAGCUUCUACCCAUAACCAGGAGGGUCUGCGAGCUGCAUGUGAGCCCAUUGCCCUUUCCCGGAUGCUGGUGGAGGUGGAGACAGACUGCUGA